UGUACUACUUAAGGGCCAGUUCCCUCUAACCACUCGUCAUGAUAAUACAGGUACAUUAUCACCCGGCAUGAUCGGUGCAUCAGCAGCUCAGCGUCAAUGGAUCGGGCUGUCGCUUUCCGGAGACGAAAUUCCCAUUGAAGCUUUGCCCUCACACCCUCAUGCAUUGGCUCCAUCAUACUUGGAGUCGGUGGAUCUUGAAGUCAGCUUUCUGCGAAAAGGCCUGGAGGUCGAUGAACAGUACUCUGCGGAUGAGAUGACUAAGAAUUUCAUGAAAGCUUGUAGUGGCAUCAUAUUCGCGCCAGAUGAAGUCCUUACAUUCGACUUUCAUGGCCAAAAGCUCAAAUUGGUGGUAAGGGCUGUAGGACUACUGGAGCUUGCGGAUGAGCAGCAAAGGGGCGCCUCAAGAGGUGGUUCUUCUCGGUUACCACCUAUGGGCAUUUUAAUGGAUAAGACCGACGUCACGUUUAUGAAAGCUGGAGAUAGUCUGAUUAAAAUACGAUCAAGUGCUAAAAAGGCAGCGCCAAAUGCAAUCCUGGCACCCAACUUCAAGUUCGAAGAUAUGGGUAUCGGUGGUCUAGACUCCGAGUUCAGCUCCAUAUUCCGUCGUGCUUUCGCCUCUCGCGUCUUUCCUCCUACACUGGUUGAGAAAUUGGGGAUACAGCACGUGAAAGGUAUCCUGUUGCAUGGACCUCCCGGAACGGGAAAGACCCUUCUUGCACGGCAAAUUGGUAAAAUGCUCAACGCCCGCGAACCAAAGAUCGUCAACGGCCCGGAAAUCCUGAACAAAUAUGUUGGUGCAUCCGAAGAAAACAUUAGAAAGCUCUUUGGUGAUGCAGAAAAAGAGUAUAAGGAAAAGGGUGAUGAGAGUGGCCUACACAUUAUCAUAUUCGACGAGUUAGAUGCCAUCUUCAAGCAGCGUGGCUCUAGCAAUAAUGGGACUGGUGUGGGUGACAGCGUUGUCAACCAGCUUCUUUCCAAGAUGGAUGGUGUAGAUCAAUUGAACAAUAUCCUCAUCAUUGGUAUGACUAAUCGUCUUGACAUGAUCGACGAGGCGCUCUUGCGUCCAGGUCGUCUUGAGGUGCAUAUGGAAAUUUCCCUUCCGGAUGAAAAGGGACGGUCCCAAAUAUUCAACAUUCAUACCUCGAAGAUGCGCCACAACGGCGUCAUGGAUUUAGAUGUGGAUCUGGAAGAACUCGCAGGCUUGACGAAGAACUUUUCGGGUGCCGAAAUUGGAGGAUUGAUCAAGAGCGCAACCAGUUUUGCGUUCAACCGGCACGUUAAGGUCGGAACGAUGGCAGGAAUUUCUGAAGAUGUAGAGAAUCUCCGCGUAAACAGAGGAGACUUCAUGAAUGCACUUGAGGAAGUACAUCCUGCAUUUGGUGUCUCGGAAGAGGAGCUCCAACAGGUUGUUCAAAACGGCAUUAUUCGCUACGACGCCGUCGUCGAUGAACUCCUUCGUACUGGUCAGCUAUUCGUUGAACAAGUCCGGACCUCCACUCGAACGCCUUUGGUCAGCAUACUUUUGCAUGGACCUCCAGGAUCAGGCAAAACUGCACUAGGAGCAACUAUUGCUCAGCUUUCUCAAUACCCUUUUAUCAAACUUAUCACACCCGACAACAUGGUAGGAUUCUCGGAGUCCCAGAAAGUUGCAGCUAUCAGCAAGGUCUUUUCAGAUAGUUACAAAAGUCCCCUUAGUGUGAUAGUGGUAGAUAACUUAGAGCGAUUGUUAGAAUGGACACCAAUUGGGCCCAGGUUCUCUAAUGCUGUAUUACAAACUCUGAUGGUACUGUUUGCUCGGAGGCCACCCAAAGGACGUCGACUCCUGGUCAUCGCUACAUCGUCUUUACGACCUGUCCUUACAGAAAUAGGUCUUUCAGAGUCUUUCGACUCGGAGCUUCGUGUGCCACCGAUUGCUACCCUUCGGGCUCUGGAAAAUGUGCUUCACGCAGUACAGCUUUUCCAUACAAGCGAGGAAGCGAAUAAUGCCAGGCGCUUGUUGUCUCAAGCAGGCUUUGCUUCCGACGAAGCGGACGAGACAUCGGCAACUUUGCACAUAGGCAUAAAGAAGUUGUUGAGCAUCAUCGAGAUGGCCAGGCAGGAACCGGACAAUAUGGCUGAGAGGCUGACGGGUGCCCUGAUGGGGCUUGGAAUGUAGUACUAUAUGGACUGUAUCACAUAGAUGGGUCUACUGGAAUAUUCUACUGUUUUAUCUUCUUC
This is a messenger RNA of Serpula lacrymans var. lacrymans S7.9, 2217 nucleotides long. RefSeq lists its product as uncharacterized. NCBI's taxonomy places the organism in Eukaryota, Fungi, Basidiomycota, Agaricomycetes, Boletales, Serpulaceae. The transcript has 10 exons. Bases 68 to 2155 code for a protein of 695 amino acids. Gene Ontology annotation, molecular function: ATP binding; ATP hydrolysis activity. The record is from RefSeq and is a predicted model, not a curated record. Gene Ontology annotation, cellular component: Golgi stack. Gene Ontology annotation, biological process: intra-Golgi vesicle-mediated transport; Golgi to plasma membrane protein transport; SNARE complex disassembly.